Messenger RNA from Monascus purpureus, 408 nucleotides. The record is from the annotation of a GenBank genome assembly. NCBI's taxonomy places the organism in Eukaryota, Fungi, Ascomycota, Eurotiomycetes, Eurotiales, Aspergillaceae.
AUGCCUUGCCUCUACAAGAACCCUGAGAAAGCCUCUGAGCAUUGGUGCCAAGCCAAUAAAAAUACUAUUGAAGCUAUUCAUGCUUUACACACUGCUAAAGAAUCUUCCACUGCUUCAUUCUCUGAAGCAGAAACCAAUGAACUGGUACUAUGGACUUCUUCAGCUGCAAAAACAGCCAUUGCUAAAUCAGCCCAAUCUCUCCAAGCUUCAUGGUAUCUUGAUAGCUGUGCUUCAUUCCAUGUUACACCCCAUCAAGCUUUCUUCACGUCCUAUAAAACAUUGAGAAAGGAGGACCUUACUCCAGCAGAUUAUAUUGAAGAUGCUCAAGGGAAGAUUUCCAAACCUCAUGGUAUUGGCACCGUUGUCAUUGAUAUUGGAACUGGAUCCUUGAUCCUUAGGGAUGUAUGA